This is a messenger RNA of Harpegnathos saltator (Jerdon's jumping ant), 2430 nucleotides long. RefSeq names its product poly(U)-specific endoribonuclease homolog. The coding region runs from base 147 to 2051 and encodes 634 amino acids. NCBI's taxonomy places the organism in Eukaryota, Metazoa, Arthropoda, Insecta, Hymenoptera, Formicidae. The record is from RefSeq and is a predicted model, not a curated record. Gene Ontology annotation, molecular function: RNA endonuclease activity. The transcript is spliced from 6 exons.
GCGAUGGUCACACCGGCGUCUAGGCCGUCCGGCGUAAGGUCGCGAACAGUAUCGUGCUCACUCUGCGUGAGCAAACAGUGCGUGUCAGGCGAUCCGAAUUUUCACCUGGAUCGAUAAAGUAAUCCGACAGAAGGGAGCCGACAAAUAUGAGAAUCAGGACAUUCCUGAUCACCGUGAUUGUGAUUCUGCUUAUUUUUGGAGAUACCGAUGGGCGUAAAUCUGGUGGAAGUGGGCGUAGAAGUGGUAGUGGAGGAUCAUCAUGGAGUUCUAGAAAUCGAGGAUCUACGAGAACGACGCAGCGACCUCGAACACAGACGGGUGGUUCAACUCCGGGUAAUAUAGGAUGGAAUGUGCCUCCAAGCAACAACAAUAAAGCGACUAGUACCAAUGUCAAGCCCUCGGCUCCAGUAUCUGAACAUGUUUCCAAAACUAGCUCGUCGAACGUGCAAUCAGGAUACAAUCCGUCAGCGAAUAAUCCGCCACCGUAUAGUCCGUCAGGUUUUCAGCCGGCUAACAGAGGCUAUAAUAAUCCAGGAUAUCCGUCAUCCAACAUAAACAAUCCUUCGUAUCCCGGAGGUCAUGCGCCGUAUAAUCAAGCUUACAACCCGUCUAUGUCCCAUAACGCGCCACCAGCUUACAGUCCACCUUACAGUGGACAUUCUUAUGGCGGGCAACCUUACGGUGGGCAACCUUACGGUGGGCAACCUUACGGUGGACAACCUUACGGUGGGCAGCCUUUCGGUGGACACUCUUAUGGCGGUUUCGGGCAGCCGGCUGUUAGCCCAUCGUAUGUUCAACCAGCUAUUGCACAAGCGCCAGCGCUCACCGUUCUUCAGCCGAGCCGUCCGGGCAUCGGUCAACUGGCCAAAGAAGCGUUGGUCUAUUCCAGUGUGAGCGCGGGAGUAAGCGCAGCUGUGAACAGAUUGCUGCCAGGUGGUAUCUACGGCAGAAGUCCGGGAAGCAGUGGCAACGGCGGUGGUGGCAGUCACACCGAAGUCACCUACAAUAAUUACUACUACAAUCAAUCGAAUCCGGCAAACGGAGAAGCUGCGGUGGCGGCUACGAAUAACAAUGGUGCACUUGGUCCUAACGCGCCUAGUCCUGGGACACCGGCUCAAUCACCACCGGCCGUGGCGGAAACAGAGAAAAAAACUGAAGCUAAUGCACCCAACAACAACGCUGCUCCACUCAAUAACGCCAAUGCGCCUAAUCCGCAGCCAGACCAACCGAGCCCACCGAAUUAUCCGAUCUCUAACGAUGAGAUUAAGAAACUGACGGAGAACCUCUUCGAGAUGGACAAGAACAACGCGUAUAAGUACAUCACUGUGAACUUGCAAGGCGAGACGAAGGAAGACAGCACCGCGGAUGAUGCUCCCUUACCCUUGCUAGACGUCAAACCUGAAGCCUAUGAAAUUCCGACGAUUAAGAGCGUGCUGGCGUUGCACGAUAACUACGAGCUGGAUGUCAAGAAGAAGGAGGAAGUCACGUCUGAGGAACGUAAAGAGGAGUCCGAGCUGCUUGACAAAUUUCUGGAGACCGACGUGUUCAAAGCGGCGAUGAAGUUCUUAGUUGACAAGGAAUUCGUUCCGAACGACGAAUAUGAGUUUAAAGACACCCUGAGACGUAUGUGGUUCUCGCAGUUCCAGCGAGUCGAAGGCGAGCCGUCUAGUUCCGGUUUCGAGGCGAUAUUCUUGGCGGAGAAACUCGACUCGUACAUGAUCGGACCGCAGAAUUGGAUUUACUACGCCAAGCAGGAAGCGCAGAAGAACAUCGAUUACCGCGGAUACAUAAAGGACGUCAAGCUCGGAGACAAGGGAGAGGCUAUCAAGAUACGAUCCUCGUUUAACAUACCCGACACGAAGCAUUCAGUUACAACUCUUCUUGUGGGUCUCUCGCCCGAGUUGGAGAUGGCACUUUACACAGUAUGCUUCUACCUUCGGCCGAACGACGUUUGUCCGGUUUCAUUGGGCGGAAAGGAAGUUAUGUUGGUCUCUACUAGAUUCAACUAUUUUGGCAAAGAGAUCUUGAUCGCCGGCUUCAUCGCGGGAUGAAUCUCAGUUUAAAUCGCAAUUGUUCUUGUUCUACAUAACUCGGAUGAUUAAGUAUCGAAGUAGAAACAUUGGAAAGAGAUCAAACUCGGUUGUCUUACACGUUAAAAUGUAUACGUACAAUCCGGAAUAGAAAGUAUAUUAUUAUGUAGGUACAUAUUGUUCUCAGAAUUUAAUAUACGUCUACCCAGCACGAUACACUAUAACGUGUCUCAUACUUUUUUAUCCAUUUGCACAUAGAUAGAUAAAUAUGUAUGUAUGUAGAUGUGUAUAUAAAGCAAGCCUAGUGGCAGGAAAUAACACAUGAGAUUUCUCGCGGUUAUCUACAAGAGUUUAUAUGUCUGUAAUAAAAUUGGAAAGUAUAACUGUAAUAUGUACCUCA